Molecule: messenger RNA, 1233 nt
Organism: Entrophospora sp. SA101
Lineage: Eukaryota; Fungi; Glomeromycota; Glomeromycetes; Entrophosporales; Entrophosporaceae
Source: the annotation of a GenBank genome assembly
AUGAAAAGAAACAAUUCCUAUAGUCAUUACAGAUCAAAUCGAACAAUCCAUGAACGCUCUUCAACCAGUAAAAGCGAAUGGGAAUGGGAUUCAACACCCUCAAGAGCUAGUACACCAAGAAUCAUUGGAGGUUUAGUUUCACGAAAAGAUUAUAAACCACCGCCCAAAGAUUUUCCUACUCCUCGUCUUGCCUCUUUUGAUUAUGAUGAAAUAGAAUAUAGACAUCAUAAUGAGGAAGAUUAUACUGGGGCAGAUCUUGAUAGAAUUGAAUGGGAAUUAGAACAGAAAAAACUUGAUAGAGAAUGGUAUAAUAUUGAAGAGUCAUCAAAAACUUUACGUGAACAAAGAGAAUUUUUACCAGCUUUUGUAGUUCGUGAAGAACUUUUAAAAAUUAUUAGAGAUAAUCAAGGUUCAGGUAAAACCACACAGCUUACACAAUAUCUUCAUGAAGAUGGUUACAGCAAGUAUGGAAUUAUUGGGUGCACACAACCUCGACGUGUUGCUGCAAUGUCAGUUGCAAAGCGUGUUAGUGAAGAAAUGGAUUGUAAGCUUGGAACAACAGUGGGCUAUGCAAUUCGAUUCGAAGAUUGUACUUCUGAAAGCACUCUGAUAAAAUAUAUGACUGAUGGUGUAAUGCUUCGUGAAUCACUUAAAGAACCAGAUCUUGAUCAUUAUAGUACUGUUAUAAUGGAUGAAGCUCAUGAACGUUCAUUACAGACUGAUGUUUUAAUGGGUUUAUUAAGACAAGUGAUUACACGUAGAAGGGACCUUAAAUUAAUUGUAACUUCAGCAACUAUGAAUGCAGAAAAGUUUGCUGCAUUUUUUGGAAACUGUGCUAUAUUUACAAUUCCAGGCCGUACUUUUCCAGUUGAUACUAUGUUUAGUAAAACUCCAUGUGAGGAUUAUGUUGACAGUGCUGUAAAACAAGUUUUAGAAAUUCAUUUAAGUCGCCCAGCUGCGGUAAGUAAUUUUGCAAGAUCAAAAACUUUACGUGAACAAAGAGAAUUUUUACCAGCUUUUGUAGUUCAUGAAGACCUUUUAAAAAUUAUUAGAGAUAAUCAAGGUUCAGGUAAAACCACGCAGCUUACACAAUAUCUUCAUGAAGAUGGUUACAGCAAGUAUGGAAUUAUUGGGUGUACACAACCUCGACGUGUUGCUGCAAUGUCAGUUGCAAAGCGUGUUAGCGAAGAAAUGGAUUGUAAGCUUGGAACAACAGUGGGCUAUGCAAUUUGA